UAUCGAGGCUGUCAGCUGGAAGUCUUUUGUUACCCCGCUCAUCACGGCCAGCCGACAGGAAUCAGGGAUAAUGCCGAACAUGAAGUCUGUCACAUAACAGGGAGCUUUCAGGGGGUUUUCAAGUCACCACAGCCGCCAAAGAGGCUUACUACUAGAGAGCCGCGGCCCCAGUCAUCUGGACCACAAAGGAGGAGGAGUGGGGGGGACAUACCGGGCUGGGCUUCAGGAUGACCGAGGGCCCGAGGAAGAGGAGCAGCAGCACCGGCGGGGUCAGCCAGUCGGAGCCCCCAGACUCCCGGUCGGGUGAGGGGAAAGACGCAGGAGGAGGCUCCGGGGUGGCUCUGAAGAAACAGAUCGGCCUGGUCAGCGCAUGUGGCAUUAUAAUAGGCAACAUCAUUGGAUCAGGGAUUUUUGUAAGUCCUAAGGGGGUCCUGGAGAAUGCUAGCUGCGUGGGUGUGGCCAUCAUUGUGUGGGUCACCACUGGAAUUAUCACAGCCAUCGGAGCUCUCUGCUAUGCAGAGUUGGGUGUGACCAUCCCCAAGUCAGGGGGAGACUACUCCUAUGUAAAGGACAUCUUUGGAGGACUGGCUGGCUUUCUGCGUCUGUGGAUUGCGGUGCUGGUUAUCUACCCCACUAACCAGGCUGUGAUCGCCCUCACCUUCUCAAACUACAUCCUGCAGCCCCUCUUCCCCGCCUGCCUUCCCCCAGAGAAUGGCCUACGCCUGCUGGCUGCUGUCUGCCUCCUAUUGUUGACAUGGGUGAACUGCUACAGUGUGCGCUGGGCCACAUGUGUCCAAGAUGUCUUCACUGCUGGCAAGCUUUUGGCAUUGGGCCUCAUCAUAAUCAUGGGGAUCGUCCAAAUAUGCAAAGGUCACUAUUACUGGUUGGAGCCAGCACACGCCUUUGAGACCUUCCGAGACUAUGAUGUUGGUCUGAUCGCUCUGUCCUUCCUACAAGGCUCCUUUGCUUAUGGGGGAUGGAACUUCCUCAACUAUGUCACAGAGGAGUUGGUUGACCCAUACAGGAAUCUACCGCGUGCAAUCUUCAUCUCUAUCCCCGUGGUCACCUUCGUUUACGUGUUUGCCAACGUGGCCUACGUCACAGCUAUGAGCCCACAAGAGCUGCUGGCCUCAAAUGCUGUGGCAGUGACAUUUGGAGAGAAAUUGCUAGGAGUAAUGUCAUGGAUCAUGCCCAUAUCUGUGGCGCUCUCCACCUUCGGGGGGGUCAAUGGCUCCCUCUUCACAUCGUCGCGGCUGUUUUUUGCUGGAGCGAGGGAAGGCCAUCUCCCACGUCUGCUGGCCAUGAUUCACGUGCAGCGCUGCACUCCUAUCCCUGCCUUACUGUUUACUUUGAUCUCCACUCUGCUGAUGUUGUGCACCAGUGACAUUUACACCCUCAUAAACUAUGUGGGAUUUAUCAACUACCUCUUCUAUGGUGUCACUGUCGCCGGGCAGAUUGUGCUGCGCAUCAAAGAGCCUGACAUGUAUCGACCCAUCAAGGUGAGCCUGAUAUGGCCAGUGAUCUACCUGCUGUUCUGGGCCUUCCUGCUGGUCUUUUCGCUCUACUCUGAGCCAGUGGUUUGCGGUAUUGGUCUGGCCAUCAUGAUGACUGGUGUCCCUGUAUAUUUCCUGGGAGUCUACUGGGAAAACAAGCCACAGUGUUGUAAUAUUACUAUUGGUAAAAUGACUCAUCUGUGCCAAAAGCUCUGCUCAGUGGUCUACCCAGUCAUGGAGGAGAACCUGGAGCCCAUUGGGCCUCAAAAGAACGAUGAAGAUGGGGAAGAGGGAAAAAGCCUUCAAACAGCUGACCAAACACGUGCAUAAACAAGAACCGACUCAUUUCUCACUCUCUGUUUGGGGAGGUUAGCAUACAUAUUCACCUGUUGUUCUACAACACUGGACUUGCUCUGUUUCUGACUGGCCUUAAUUCUGACCAUUGUUUCAGUGUGCAGUCUGGGAACAGGUGUUUGAGGUGAAAUUCUACCUAGUCUGAAUUUAUGAAACACUGAAAUUAUGAAACACCGUGUUUUUUGUUUUUUUUGUUUUUCACCUUCACAUUUGUUCCUAUUGUUUGUCUACAGUUUGUGGUUUGUGUGUGGGAGGUAGUGGAAACACUAAUAUGCCAGUUGUAUGUAUUGUUCAAGCUCUGUGUUUAUAGUAUCACCUCACUGUAGUAACACUAAAAUGAAUUGUUUUUUUCA
Molecule: messenger RNA, 2200 nt
Organism: Dicentrarchus labrax (European seabass)
Lineage: Eukaryota; Metazoa; Chordata; Actinopteri; Moronidae
Gene: slc7a8b
Product: solute carrier family 7 member 8b
Exons: 12
Coding region: 228-1823 (531 amino acids)
Biological process (GO): amino acid transmembrane transport; neutral amino acid transport
Cellular component (GO): membrane
Molecular function (GO): neutral L-amino acid transmembrane transporter activity; L-amino acid transmembrane transporter activity
Source: RefSeq, a predicted model, not a curated record